Messenger RNA from Sardina pilchardus (European sardine), 2106 nucleotides. RefSeq names its product zinc metallopeptidase, STE24 homolog (gene zmpste24). The coding region runs from base 257 to 1672 and encodes 471 amino acids. The transcript is spliced from 10 exons. Gene Ontology annotation, cellular component: endoplasmic reticulum membrane. Gene Ontology annotation, molecular function: metalloendopeptidase activity. The record is from RefSeq and is a predicted model, not a curated record. NCBI's taxonomy places the organism in Eukaryota, Metazoa, Chordata, Actinopteri, Clupeiformes, Clupeidae. Gene Ontology annotation, biological process: CAAX-box protein processing.
ACAGCUGCGCAAACGUGGGUAGAUUGUAACAGCGGCAGGAAGUACUCUUUCUGAGCAUGAGUUGUCAUUGUGGGUCUCUUACCUUACAUCACAACUCAUGAGCAUAUUGGUGAACUUAAAAACGCAACUGUAAACGUUAUCUUAAUGAAUCUAAAAACAUUGUCUAUUUGAUAAAGAGCAGGAGCCACUUUUUGCAGCGGGACGCUUGGCAACACCACCUUGAUCAGACAGCAAGCUAGCACCCAGCUAGCUAGCUAUGAUCUCAACAAUGCUGCAAACAAUAAUGGAGCUAUCAGUGGAGAGUAAAAUAUUUUAUGCUGUAUUGUUGUUCUCAUGGGCAGUCUAUCUUUGGGAGGCUUAUCUUGCCUUCAGACAACGGAGGAUGUACCGGACAACAACACACGUACCCCAUGAGUUGGGAAAGAUCAUGGAUGCAGAAACCUUUGAGAAGUCCCGUCUGUAUCAACUGGAUAAAAGCAAUUUCGGUUUCUGGUCAGGACUCUAUUCAGAGGCUGAGGGUACGAUGAUUCUUGUGCUUGGUGGAAUUCCCUUACUCUGGCGUAUUUCUGGAUCUGUGAUUGCACACUUUGGCCUGGGUGCAGAAUAUGAGAUUACCCAGUCCUUGGUCUUCUUAAUGCUAGCAACCCUUUUCAGUGCCUUCACAGGCCUUCCCUGGAGCCUCUACAAUACUUUUGUUAUUGAGGAGAAGCAUGGAUUUAACCAGCAGACCCUUGGUUUCUUCUUAAAGGAUGCCCUGAAGAAGUUUCUGGUGACCCAGUGUAUCUUACUGCCAGUCACCUCGCUAUUACUACACAUCAUUAAGAUGGGAGGGGAUUACUUUUUCAUCUAUGCCUGGCUUUUCACCUUGAUUGUGUCUCUGGUGCUGGUAACCAUCUAUGCUGACUACAUCGCCCCACUGUUUGAUAAGUUUACUCCUCUCCCAGAGGGAGAGCUGAAAGAGGAAAUUGAAAGCAUGGCCAAGUCCAUCAGUUUCCCUCUGACUAAAGUUUAUGUUGUAGAAGGCUCUAAGCGUUCUUCCCACAGCAACGCUUAUUUCUAUGGUUUCUUCAAAAAUAAGCGCAUUGUGCUGUUCGACACACUUCUAGAGGAUUACUCUCCUCUCAAUCAAGGUGGGGAAGCAGAUGGUGAUCAAGGAAAGGAUAAUGCUGUGCCAGAAGAGACCAAUGCCAAACCAAAGAACAAGAAGCAAGGUUGUAGCAACCCUGAAGUUCUUGCAGUUCUUGGACAUGAGCUUGGACACUGGAAACUGGGUCACACUGUGAAGAAUAUACUUAUUAGCCAGAUGAAUUCCUUCCUAUGCUUUGCUCUGUUUGCACUUCUGAUUGGUCAGAAAGAGCUCUUCCUUGCCUUCGGUUUCCAUGACAGCCAGCCCACCCUAAUUGGUCUCAUGAUCAUUUUCCAGUUCAUAUUCUCCCCGUAUAAUGAGCUCUUGUCCUUCUGCCUGACGGUGUUGAGCCGCCGGUUCGAGUUCCAGGCGGACGCCUUCGCCAAGGGGAUGAACCGGGCCACUGAGCUCUACUCUGCCCUCAUCAAGCUCAACAAGGACAACCUGGGCUUCCCCGUGGCUGACUGGCUCUUCUCCAUGUGGCACUACUCUCAUCCUCCCCUGCUGGAGCGCCUCCGAGCCUUAGGGAGCCCCAAGCAGGAUUGACGGCACCUGAAGGGGGGGAGGCGUCUGUCAGACACCCCCAAGGGCCUUCGUCGGCCCCUGUUGGCACUCUGACUACCUUUUUGUCACCUGUUCUCUCUCUCACUCUCUCUCUCUUCCUCUCUCUCUCCUUACUCGUUAUCCCUCAGUUUCACAAUUCAUCUAUCCCCUGUGGUUUUUGUGUUCAUUUUAUCAUUUGCCCCCCUGCAUUUGCAUCACAGACCAGUGCACUAACCAGCCUACAGGGGGUUGGAGAGCUGAUUAAAGAGCUUAUCUCAUCUAUACUCUCUGCUUAGGUUGGCGUCAUGGUGCUUCUGAUGUUCUUCACAGACCUCAGGUUGCCUUUUGCAAGUAUUCUUGAUGACGUGUAUAAUUAUUUUACAUACAUUUUUUUCCAUUUUACUCAUAAAGUUUUCAUAAAAAAUAUUUCCAGUUCA